AUGAACGCGCUUGGCCUCAAUCACGGGACCUCGGGCAAUGUCGGAUACAGGGUCGGCGGGCGCUUCCUGGUCACGCCGUCCGGCCUCGAUUACGACGCGAUCACGCCUGCAGACAUCGUGGAUAUGGACUUCGACGGCAGCCACCAGGGCACCCGGCGCCCCACCAGCGAAUGGCGGUUGCACCGGGAUAUCCUCACGACACGGCCGGAGGUCGACGCGGUUCUGCACAGCCAUGCCGUCCAUUGCACCGCGCUCGCCGUGCACGGGAUGGAAAUCCCUGCAGUUCAUUUACAUGGUCGCCGCUGCGGGCGGCACGAACAUUCGCUGCGCGCCUUACCGGACGCCCACGACCCAGGCGCUCUCCGACGUCGCCGUGCCUGCGCUCAAGGAUCGCAGGGCCUGCCUGUUGCAGAAUCACGGCGUCGUCGUCUUGGGCGAGACGCCCGAUGCCUGCGUCAAUCUGCUCGUCGAGGUCGAGUAUCUGGCGGAGCUCUAUUGCCGCACGCUCGCCAUCGGCGCCGCCACCGGCAACGAGCCCAACGUCAUCUUCAGCGGAAGAUGGCCGAGGUGCUGGAGAUCAUGAAGACCUACGGCAAACAGCCCGGCGACGAUCCUCCGGAGGCGUAG
This is a messenger RNA of Geodia barretti, 627 nucleotides long. The record is from the annotation of a GenBank genome assembly. Lineage: Eukaryota; Metazoa; Porifera; Demospongiae; Tetractinellida; Geodiidae.